Molecule: messenger RNA, 1093 nt
Organism: Thamnophis sirtalis
Lineage: Eukaryota; Metazoa; Chordata; Lepidosauria; Squamata; Natricidae
Source: RefSeq, a predicted model, not a curated record
CACCCCAAAGAAAAGCAAUAGGAAGUUGAUCGAAAAGUCCCUUGAGCGGGGUUCCCCACGCAGGCAUAUUUUUGCUCCCCAGUUGUCUGAAUUCCACCAAUCCACGAUCGACCGCAAUUUAAAAGCAGCAAAGAGCUUCCGUGGAGGCCUGGAGGAAGGGACGCGCCGCGGGUAAGGAUUCUGGUACUGUACAUUAGCCAGGGACAACAUGGAAAUUCUUGAUCCUCCACCCCCCUAUGAUGACAAGAGGUCUGGAGCUGAAGGUGAUAGAAUUUGCGAGAUGGAAGAAGGGGACCUCCGAAUUGCAUAUUGGGAGGAAAAAAAUGUUAGGCAAGCGUUCAUUCGCAAGGUUUACAGCAUCAUCACCCUUCAGUUACUACUGACUGUGGCAAUUGUUGCUAUCUUCACCUUUGUGACUCCUGUGAACACUUAUGUGAUCAAUCACAUUCCAAUCUAUUAUAUAUCUUAUGCUGUAUUUUUGAUUUGUUACCUGGUGCUGGUGUUUUGUCAAAAGAUCCAGAGACGAUAUCCAUGGAACAUAAUCCUUAUGACAAUUUUUACAUUGUCUUUGGGAUAUAUGACAGGCACCAUUGCUAGCAUGCAUGACACCAAAGCUGUAAUCCUUGCCAUGAUCAUCACUACGGUUAUAACAAUCACUGUCACUGCUUUCUCUUUCCAAACAAAGGUGGAUCUCACAACCUGGACUGGUUUUUUCUGUAUACUGUCAAUUGUCCUCUUUGUGACUUCUAUCACCGCUAUUAUUGUCCUGACAUACAAAUAUAUCUAUUGGGUCGAUAUGCUUUAUUCAGCCAUUUGUGCCAUCAUCUUUACCCUGUUCCUUGCAUAUGAUACCCAGUUGCUCUUGGGGAAUAAGAGGUUUUCCCUCAGUCCUGAAGAUUACAUUUAUGGAGCAAUUCAAAUCUACGUAGAUGUCAUCUACAUAUUCCUUUCUAUUUUAAGACUUGGGAGCAGACGUUAGGGAUUUUUUUAAAUGGCAACUUAAGGGACAUGUUUUCAGAAUAUUAGUAUCUUUGCCUUCCCCCAUAUGAAUCUUUUUUGAAUAAUAUUAUCAUAUACACAUACUUAUACAUUU